AUGGACAACCAAUCCAUCGUUUCAGAGUUUUAUCUGAGAGGAAUAUCAGGGUUUCCAGAGCAACAGCUGUUACUCUAUGGGAUUUUCCUGUGUAUGUAUCUUGUCACCUUGACUGGGAAUGUGCUCAUCAUCCUGGCCAUUGGCUCUGACACACACCUUCACACUCCUAUGUACUUCUUUUUGGCCAACCUGUCCUUUGCUGAUAUGGGUUUAAUAUCAUCUACAGUGACCAAGAUGCUGUUUAAUGUUCAGACUCAGUGCCAUACCAUCUCCUAUACUGGUUGUCUAACACAAAUGUACUUAUUCAUGAUGUUUGGUGAUCUGGACAGCUUCUUCCUGGCUGUGAUGGCCUAUGACCGCUAUGUGGCCAUCUGCCGCCCUCUCCAUUAUUCCACAAUCAUGAAUACCCGAUUCUGUGCCCUGAUGCUUGCCCUGUGCUGGGUCCUCACCAACGUAGUUGCUCUGACUCACACUCUCCUCAUGGCUCGACUGUCCUUCUGUGUUGUUGGGGAAAUAGCUCACUUUUUCUGUGACAUUACCUCUGUUCUGAAACUAUCAUGCUCUGACACUCAUGUCAAUGAGUUAGUGCUUUCUGGCUUUGGAGGCACAGUACUCAUGGUCCCCUUUGUAAGUAUUGUCAUCUCCUAUGUCCACAUUGUGUUUGCUGUCCUUAGGGUUAAGACUUCAGGUGGGAGUUCAAAGGCCUUUUCUACCUGUAGUUCCCACCUCUGUGUUGUCUGUGUUUUCUAUGGGACGCUCUUCAGUGUCUAUCUGUUUCCUCCCUCCGUAGAGUCCACAGAGAAGGAUGUUGCAGCUGCUGCAAUGUAUACAGUGGUGACUCCCAUGUUGAACCCCUUUAUCUAUAGUUUAAGGAACAAGGACAUGAAAGGGGCCUUGAAGAGGCUUGUCUGUCAUAGGAGAAUUUUUUCUUCUGAGAUAUAA
Chionomys nivalis (European snow vole) is the source of this 942-nucleotide messenger RNA. RefSeq names its product olfactory receptor 1N1-like. Gene Ontology annotation, cellular component: membrane. The record is from RefSeq and is a predicted model, not a curated record. Gene Ontology annotation, molecular function: olfactory receptor activity; G protein-coupled receptor activity. The coding region runs from base 1 to 942 and encodes 313 amino acids. Gene Ontology annotation, biological process: G protein-coupled receptor signaling pathway. The transcript has a single exon. NCBI's taxonomy places the organism in Eukaryota, Metazoa, Chordata, Mammalia, Rodentia, Cricetidae.